This is a messenger RNA of Dufourea novaeangliae, 1179 nucleotides long. Its product is annotated as U5 small nuclear ribonucleoprotein 40 kDa protein. Lineage: Eukaryota; Metazoa; Arthropoda; Insecta; Hymenoptera; Halictidae. Gene Ontology annotation, cellular component: catalytic step 2 spliceosome. The transcript is spliced from 6 exons. The coding region runs from base 63 to 1112 and encodes 349 amino acids. The record is from RefSeq and is a predicted model, not a curated record. Gene Ontology annotation, molecular function: RNA binding; protein binding.
CUCUCCCUCUGUCACUAUUGUGUUUGCAAUCGUAAAUAAAGUCGCGCGUUGAAUAAUUCAAAAUGCCAAUUUUAGAUAAGCGUAAAGGGGAUGACAUUCUAGCAUUAGUUCCUGCCUCAAAGAGGACGAAAAAUGAAGUGGUCUUUAGUAGCAGAGAGAAAGCAGUCGUACAAAAUGGCCCACCCAGAACAUCAUCAUUGUUUGCACCAAUUAUGCUUCUGGAAGGACAUCAGGGAGAUAUAUUUUCCCUUGAAUUUCAUCCUGAGGGACAAUAUCUUGCUUCAACAGGAUUUGAUCGACAAAUAUUUAUCUGGAACGUUUAUGGGGAAUGUGAAAAUAUUUCUGUGAUGAGUGGACAUAGUGGAGCAAUUAUGGAAUUGCACUUUAGCCCUGAUGGCAAUCACUUGUAUACCGCUAGUACAGACAUGACAUUAGGUUUAUGGGACAUAGUUGCUGGAACUAGAAUCAAGAAGCUAAAAGGUCACACUUCGUUUGUUAAUUCUAUUUCUGGUGCAAGGAGAGGUCUCACUCAACUUUGUUCUGGCAGUGAUGAUAGUACAAUACGUGUAUGGGAUCCCAGAAAAAGGGGACAGUGUUAUACUUUGAAUAACACAUAUCAGGUUAUUGCUGUUACAUUCAAUGACACAGCAGAGCAAGUAAUAAGUGGUGGAAUAGACAAUGAUAUAAAAGUAUGGGAUCUAAGGAAAAAUGCUGUUCUUUAUAAACUGAAAGGACAUUCUGACACUAUCACUGGACUAAGUUUAAGUCCAGACGGAUCAUAUAUUCUUUCUAAUGCUAUGGAUAAUACAUUGAGGAUUUGGGAUGUAAGGCCAUUUGCUCCUUAUGAACGCUGUGUCAAAAUUCUCUCUGGGCAUCAACAUAACUUUGAAAAGAAUCUUCUGAGGUGUGCAUGGUCACCAGAUGGUAGCAAAGUAUCUGCUGGAUCAUCAGACAGAUUCCAUUAUAUUUGGGAUACUACAAGUCGUAGAAUAUUGUACAAACUACCUGGACAUAAUGGGUCUGUUAAUGACAUAGAUUUUCAUCCAAAGGAACCAAUAGUCUGCUCUGGAUCCAGUGACAAACAACUAUAUCUAGGAGAAAUUGAGACUUAACAAACUUUUUAAUUAUUCUCUUGGUAACUUUUAUAUUUAAGGACAUGUACAAAAAUAAAAUAGCAUU